Megachile rotundata (alfalfa leafcutting bee) is the source of this 3327-nucleotide messenger RNA. RefSeq lists its product as uncharacterized. NCBI's taxonomy places the organism in Eukaryota, Metazoa, Arthropoda, Insecta, Hymenoptera, Megachilidae. The record is from RefSeq and is a predicted model, not a curated record.
AGUUGUAGUUGCUUUAGUUAAUUAAGUUGGAGGUGUAGAAAAGGAGGAAGGGAGAUGGGAUUUGAUGAAGAAUAAGUGCGGAAGAGUAAUUAGUUUAAAAGAAGUAACAAAAUGGAUUUAAAAACUAGGAGAAUGUCUUUACGCGACUCGUUCAUGGGAGUAUUAUCAAGAAGAUCUUUAGUUCCGAGAAGGACUAAUAGACUGAAAGGGAUUCGGCUUUUCCAUUCCGCAGUUAGGCGUGUUUUGUUAUACGUGGAAUGGCUAACUGAAGUAGAACCUACGGAAGAAAUUGGUGACGAAGUUGCAAUUAAUAUUAGACUUGCUCAAGCGAAGAAAAUCGAGAAGAAAGCACUUACUGUGCAGGAUCGUUCUGUGCUGUUAACGAAACCAGAAGAUCGAACACAGGCUGACAGAACUUAUAUAUUCGAAUUAUUUAAAAGGUUUAGAGUAUUCCAAAAAUAUCCAGAACAUUUACAAGAAAUUCUAGCUGGGAUUUGCCAUUAUCAAUAUUUACCACCGAAUCGGACAAUAGUGCGUCAAGGUCACAAAGCUGUAAAUCUUUAUUUCAUUCUGAACGGAGAGGUCAGUGCAUCGAGGGUGGUCACCGAUCGUUGGACUAAGGAAUUACAGACAAUUGACAUGGGUACCUUGAAUCCGGGAGAUAUUUUCGGCGAAAUUGCAUUAUUACACAGAUUACUAAGAUCAGCGACGGUAGUUUCAAACACUACGGUGGAAUUAAUUUUAAUUAACAACGAAGAUUUCGACGAUAUUUUACGACCCACUUUGCUAACUGAAUGGAACAAAUUGCAAGACGCGUUAAUUCAUUUUAAUUACUUCAAAGGCUGGGAUGAGGAAACUAUACGAGAAUGUUGUAUUCUUAGUAGAAUAAAAGAAUUUCCGACUGAUGAGGUUUUACUAGGUGACGGUAAAGGGAUGGUGAACUUCGUGCACUUUCUGUUAGAAGGAGAAUGCCAAUUAAUAGAGCAUAUCAUUGUCCAUGAACAAGAAUCGACACACGGAAUGCACUAUGAAUUAUACGACCCUCAAAAGUUUGCUUCGCAAGGAGAAGCGAAAAGGUCGUCCAGAAGUAUGGAAUCUGUAGAGCAAAAACUUGAUGAGCUGGCAUAUGAACAUGAAUCUACGCGAGGGAGUAAAAUCGGCCUGAGGAAUAGUGACAAAGUAGAUUAUACUCAGUUGCUACUAUCGUCAAAACAACUUGACAAACGCACGGAUUUUGAUCGUUCGAGUAUUGUUACAACCACACUAUUGGAUGUUGUAAACGAGUGGCACAAAAUCACGGAUGUAGCAGAAAUGUUAUUGAGAGAACCAUCUUCCAUAUCCCAACAGUGUUAUCCAAGAAAUGUUCGCACAAUAUUCAUGCAAAUUUGUACGUUUAACAGAGGCGCCUGUUUCGGACUAGGAGAAAAUAUGAUUGACAGAAGAAUAGUAUCCACAUCUUACGUACGAUGUUUUUUAGUCCCACGUUAUUUUAUAAACGAAAAUAAUCGUGGCAAUAUUUGGGAACGGGUAAAAUUGUUUAUGGAUUCAAAAUUCCCAACUAAAAAACAACUGUUUAAGAAGUUUGUUAAUAAUCGCAGGUGGCGAAAGUAUAAAAAGGAUUUAGUUCAUGACAUAAGAAGAUCAGGUCACCUAAUACACAGUAAUGUGACUAUGCACGAUGUUCCUUACUCGAUUAGGAUUAUGGACGAUAUGAAUGGUGAUCUAUAAGAUCGUCAUUUAGUGUAAAAAGUUUAUUAUUGUACAAGUUACCUAAAUAAAAACAUGGUCCACGAUUACAAAAUUUAAAUUAACUCGACAAACAUACUUUCCCGUGACAUACUUUCACACGACAAAUUAAAACAUUAUAGUUCUUUGGUCUAAUAACUUGUCUUUUUUUAAAUUCGUGGAGUUGACAUUUUUUUAAAGUCACAUCGCGUUAAGUACCAAGGAAUAAAUUCUUCUUUUUAAUAUGCAUCCCGCAUAAAUUAAUGACACGCCGAAAGUUUGUAAUUUGAUUACAAAAUGUUUUGUAACCAUUUUCAAACGUUUUAUUUCGUGCACUGAAUUUUCACUUAUCGUUAAUCAAAUAAUAAGUACAUUAUUAAGAGCACACUGAUUAAACUUCAUUAUACACAUUUUAGUGUUUUUAUCUCUGUAGUACAUUCUCACAGUUAAAGAUUACUUAAUUCUAAAAUAAUACUAAUUCACAUGGCAUAAUAUCAGAAUAACAUAAUACUUAAUGAAAUGUUAAAACCCUGAUUUUGAAUUGUUUAAUAAAUUCUUUAAUUAGCAUAUCAAGUUCAUUGAUAUACACCUAAUGAAAUUCUGCAAAAUAUUUUAGGUAAACCUAAUGGUUUGAACAAUUCCAAAAUGUGUAACUAUAUAUGUAUAACAACUUUAAUUGUAUUGUUACAUUUCUUUCGAUACUUGUAGAAUGAAAGAUUACUUAGAAGUAUUAGAACAUACAAAAAUAUCGCUUUACUUAGAAAAUCUAACGUCAAUUUUCCUGUUCACAUAUACAUGUAUUGUAUAUAUUAUUAUGUACUUAUAUACGAAUUGACGUAACUAGCCAGGGGUCGUGUUGACCCCUCUACUUUACGAAUAUUUCAAUUCAUCACAAAUUUUUCAUAAACUCGGUAGAAUUUUAUUUUACCAGGAAUAAACAUUUAUGACACAACUAAAUAAAAAAAUGCUAGAUACUAGAUAUGUCUGGUAAAAAUAUAGGACCUGACCCUUCAGAAAAAAUCCUAGUUACAUCAAUACAUAUUUACUCAAAGAUAUAUUUAUCACUAUAUAAAUUUUACGACUAUCGAUGAAAUCUUACAACAAGAUAUGUUCUGAACAUUAUUUUCGAACAUUCAAUGAAUGGAUUAUAAAAAUAUAACGAUUCGCUAAUUAUGCUAAUUCGAAUGAUAUUCUUAUUCAUCUAAAAUCAGUAUUUAUAAAAUAGUUUAGACAUUGAUUUCAUAAAAACUUAACAAUGAACAAUAUCUAGUUGAUGUUCUUUGAUGAUACUUUGUAUCAUAGCUAAUUAUUAUUUCACUAUACUACUUAAACGUAAAGCGUUGUCAUGGCACAUUGAAAAUUUAAUAAUAUGACAAAAGGAUUUGAUAUUCAUUAGCGUAACUAGGAUUUUUGUUUAGGGUGGAUCAAAUGAUCUAUUAUACAUUCGGGUAAAAUAUCGAACAUUAUAUGGAUAUAGAAGCUGGUGAUAUAAGGAAAGGAUUAAUUAUUCCUACAAACUAUCACUUCUUAUAUUCCUAUAUUUUUAAAUUCUCAAAUUUCCAAAUUUCUUAAAAUUCCAAAUCUUAAAUUACCAAAUCUCUG